AUGUCCAAUGUGCAUACAUUAAAUGAUAUAAAAGAUAGAGAGGGUGGUUCUUAUAAAAAACCUGGUCAUCGGCUAGGUAGUGCAUAUGAGCAAGAGCUCAAAAAAAAAUUAAGAUCUGUUACCGAAUUUAACUCUGAGAUUAAUGAUCUCAGUGAAAAGCUGGUAGAUAAGUACAAUGAGCGAGAAAAGGAGUCUCAGCGAACCUAUGCUGAUAUUAGAAAUAAGAUUAGCCAGUUAAAUGCGUCCAGUGCUAAAGUUAAAUCCCAGCUUAUUUCUGAACGGAAGUCUCAUUCUGAGAGUUAUCGUGAGCUUGAAGCCAAAUAUACUGCCGAAAUCAAAUCGCUCAAAUCUUCUAUUAAAUCAUUGAAGAGAGAGGCAACUUUGGCCCAGAAAGUUUCGUCCGCCGACAAGAUCAAGAUUCUUUCUCUUGAAACUAAAGUACGUGAAUUGGAAGGUAAGUUGGAUGACUUGGAACUAGAACAGGUGCUCCACGAUUUGAAUGCAGUGGGAGGGGUGAUAGAGGAGCCAGCCCAAUCUGAUCCUAAAAAGAUCGAUUCUCUCAGGCUUGAAUUGGAUCGAGUGAAGGAGGACCUUAAUUCAAAAAAUUAUGAAAUAGAAUGUAUGGAAAAAGGGAAAGAGGUGUCGGAUAACAUAUACAAACGGGAGCUAGAUAUUCGGUCUUCAGAACGAUUAAAAUUGAUGGAGGAAAAUAGUUCCCUCAGGGACCAGUUAGCGUUAAAGAAAGAGCCAAGAGGCGCUUCGCAUAAUGAAGUAGAUACAGUCACCCCUCUCUACAGCGAACCUCGAUAUAGCGAAUAA
Rhizophagus irregularis DAOM 181602=DAOM 197198 is the source of this 819-nucleotide messenger RNA. RefSeq lists its product as uncharacterized. The record is from RefSeq and is a predicted model, not a curated record. NCBI's taxonomy places the organism in Eukaryota, Fungi, Glomeromycota, Glomeromycetes, Glomerales, Glomeraceae.